CCUCCUCCGUCUAUAUACACUAGGCCCUAUCUCUUUAGAUAAACUAUAUAUUUGGUUGAGAAUAUCAUCAUCGCAUCAGAAACUAGAAUAGUAAUAUUCUACUAAAUCAUAUAAGUAAGAAGGUAAAUACCUAGGUACCGAUACUUUACUUACACGUGCAGAGGUAAGUUUUUAGCUUCCAUCUUAAAGUCUGUAUUGUACAAUACAUAGCGCUUGCUUGCUUAUUACAUGCCCCGCCCAACCGCACCUACCCAUAGGCAUUUCCCCAAGUAACUCUUGAGUAUUGGAUGUAGGAGCUACCUACCAACCAGGUUCUACCUUUUGCACUUUCAACCUUUUAUAGGUACCAAGUGGGCGAACGCUCGUUCGUUAUUACCUACUUCUAAGGCAGCGCACCGACACACACCAUUCUGACACACUUCCCCCUCCUACUCGCUCUUCUUAUCAUAUCCCAUUCCAUCCACUGCUACUCUCGCUGCAGCUCUCAACGCAACUACCCGACAUCAAAUUCCGCCAUCUCGGAUUGCAACAAUUCCUAUUGCAUUCCUGAAAUCCUCGGGUAUCAUUUUGAUACUCAAGGUUUGGGGAUAGAUAUUCCACCGUGAAGUUCCACCGUGAGGUAGUGAGUCCGAGCAAAAUGGCGACCACAUUGGCGACCCCAUAUCACCUCAGCCGAAACGACGAUGAAGUCAUUAUCGUCACACUGGUUUGCCGACCUCACGAUUCUCAUGUGUCCGCCUUCCCCAAACGUCAGUUUAUCCUCAGCAGCCAGAACCCAUCUAUCCGAAUCGGCAGAGCCUCUAAGGUUCCUACAAAGGGUUUCGUUGCCUCUGUAGAUAACGCAUGGUUUGAUAGUCCUGUCAUGUCACGGAAUCAUGCAGAACUCGCCCUCGACCUUGACAGCAUCCCCAAGUCUGUAAUCAUCAAAGAUAUCGGGUCACUUCACGGCACUUUCCAUAUACCCGGCGACGGAGUCGGGAAAGAGAUGAGACUCGAACAACAGCGGCCUGUUAGGCUGUCAAACGGGGACUCCCUCCGUUUUGGAACCGACAUCUUCAGGGCCAAGGAAACAUUUCCCCCCUAUUCCGUCGAGUUUUAUAUGGUAGGACAGGAACAUGAGCCGUGUAGUCAGGAUAUACCGACUACCAAUCAGUCUCCCAACCGAACCUUUACUGUUCCAGACGACGAUCUCGAUGAUGAAGACGAUGACGAUGACAGCGUGGUAGAGACAUGCAUGCCACCCUUGCGGAAAACCAAUGUCCAACGUGGCCUAUCUAUUGAUCUGACCCAAUAUGAUGACUCAGAUGAGGACCAGAACGUUGCUUCCAGUGCUACAGCCCUGAACCACUUCAACUCGGAUAUUAUAGAUCUAACAUCAGAGCCCGAUGUACAUUCGGAUCACGAAUUCCGUGCCAGGAGUCCUAGCCAUUCUUCCGCAUCCUCCGCAGUAGAUGCAUCAGCCAUGCCGGCACUAGUAGCUGCAUUUGCCCCUCGUAAUUCAGAGUCGCUGGCAGAGAUGGAUCAGUCCGAGAAGCCUACGGCUUUUGAUGUUGAGCCCGAUACAUCCUCCGACCACGACCAUAGCUUCCCUCACGAUGAAGAAACGAGUAGCGAGGAUAUCCACUUGACUGAUUCCGAAGACGAUUCAAUUAUUAUCAGAGAGGGCGAUAUGAGUAGCAUGGACGAAGAUUCCGACGAUGAUGAUUCGCCUACUUCUGUAUUUAACAAUGACGUGGUCCGAUCUGAUAGCUGGGGGAGUGACAACGAAAGUAUCUUGCCAUACUCAGAGUCAGAUGAUGAUAGUUCCUCAUCGGAUGAUGAGAUGAUGGAUCCAUUGUCGGGCUCGAGCUCACCAGCGCCCAGCUCGUCUCCAUUCUCAUCGCCUAACCCGCCGCUCCCGAAUGGGUUACCCAGCACAGAUACCUUUGCCGAAUCAUCCAAUACAGAGGGCCCCUUUGUGGCUCCAUAUUUGUUUACCGCCUCUGAGCAACAAGGGGCAUCGGUUGUUCAACCGAGAGAACCAAGUCCAUCUGAUGCUGCUAUGUUUAAGAGUCAUCCUGUACUUGACCGAACUGCAAGCAUUUCUAGGGCACAUGCUUUAGGCGAGAAAUCGGGCAAGCACGCAUUCUUCGCGGCUAGGGAGAGUAAUCGAACGAAUCAUUUGGACUGGCACUCCCCACCACCUGUCUCUUCCAUCCGAGAAACUUUGGGAGCUGAUGUCGAUCAGCAUGUUACUGGUGUUGAAUCCGAUCAUGCUUCUCACGCAGCUUUACCAGUUAUUCAAGUUGUCGAUGACCAAAAGGGUUCAACAGGGGCGGCUGCCGACGUCGACGAUGCGCCCGAACCCACGUCCCACGGUCCCACGAACAUCCUCAGUGAAGAGCCAAUACCGGAUUCCACAUGGCAGCCAUGGUCAAUAUCUGGGGAGCGAUUCAUCAACCAUCCUCGAAUUGAGGAGCUCCCUUGUCCGAAUUCCGAACGGGCUCAAAGUCCUGAACUUGAUAUGACUAGCGCAUAUACUUUUCAACUAAGCAAGAUAGCCAGUGAGAGCAGUUCUAGCCUUGCAAGCAAACCCAGGCGCGUCGAGAUUCAAGAUCUACUUACACAGGAACCAAAUGGGGAUAAAGACGACACAAAUGAUAAAACUCUUCUUCCGCCCGUUUUUAGCACGACAUUUACUGCUCUACCGCCAACUGGUGCAGCCGUACCGGAACCUAACCUGAAGCGUUCAUUCGAAGAUGCCUUUAGCAAUGAUGAGGAUGCAGCUGAAUCGAAUGAAGUAUACUUCCCUCGGAAGGAUGACAGAUCUAAGUCUACGUCUUCAGGCAAGCAGACUCAGAAUGGCUCAGUGACCAACGUUGAGUCGAACAAGGCUACUGCUACCGAGACCCCUGAACAAAGCGGCAUUGAAGCCCAGCCCGCUUCUGUCCCCGCACGGCCAGACAACAUUCAGCCGUCGAAGCGACGCCGCUUUGUCCAGGCAGCAGCCUAUGUCGCUCUCGGCGGUGCGGCUGCAUUCACUUACAUGGUCUCUACCGCACCUGUCCUCUAAACCAUAUUAAGAAAUGGGUAAUUUGUCGUCUAUGUCUGUACACAUUUCUCACUUUACAGGCUCCCAUAGGCGAUAUCUUACGAGGUUCAAGUUGCGGCUUAGAGCUGCAAGUAUUCUUAGUCAUAAACAUAUUAUGAAGGGUGUAGAUGAAACCGGAAGCGGCGUUGCGGUUCUUUGUUUAGGUGGAUUAAGCUUAGCACAUUGCGUUGCAUUUGUAUGGUUGUUCGCAAAGGGCGAGUUGGGAGAUGUCCAGGGAAGGUGAAUGGAAUGGGCACAUUGGCUUCCCGAGGUUAGGAUAGGCUACGAUUUGGCUUGGCGUUUUCUCUUUCUUUAACUAUCGCGGCAGAUUCUCGCCCAGUUUCACUGAACGUCGGCUCGUGUAAACUAUCAAUACGUUUGAUUUUAAUAAUCCGUCUAUGGCAUUCGUAUGGAUGGAUUUAUCAAUGACUACUUUCGUUCUCGCAUGUUUAAUGUGGCCGCUAAUGAUAUAUCUCAACUCGCUACGAAAUGUGCAUCUUCAGAUCCUCAGACCCAAA
Molecule: messenger RNA, 3588 nt
Organism: Daldinia vernicosa
Lineage: Eukaryota; Fungi; Ascomycota; Sordariomycetes; Xylariales; Hypoxylaceae
Exons: 6
Coding region: 638-3052 (804 amino acids)
Cellular component (GO): cytoplasm
Molecular function (GO): protein binding
Source: RefSeq, a predicted model, not a curated record